This is a messenger RNA of Didymodactylos carnosus, 872 nucleotides long. The record is from the annotation of a GenBank genome assembly. Lineage: Eukaryota; Metazoa; Rotifera; Eurotatoria; Philodinida; Philodinidae.
UUUACUCCUUGGGCUACUUAAUCAUGUAUAUAGAAAAGAUUUCAGCUCCAUUCCAGAAUUAUAACAACUUUAAUAUUCUUUGAUAUCUAUAUUUCGGUCUUACAUUGUACCAAUACCUAUUCGAUCGUCUUAAGAGAUAGAACCAAAUUUCUUCAUUAGUUUUUAAAGAAGGCACCUGGAGCUAGUCACAUACAGUCGGAUUUUUCAUUUUCUUAUUUGUUGACUUUUUAAGAGACGCAUCACGUAAAAAGAGACGAGGAAUGUUAAACUGCAACCCUUCUGAAUUAUGUUCUUUAUCUAUGCCAUUUUUCUAUUGAUCAAAAAUAUUUCUCAUGUUUAAACAAUCAAUGAUCGAAUGAUUUGAUUUUAGAUUUACACAUGUCGAAGCAGAAUGUGCAUUUAUUACUUUCAAUGAUCUUCUUGAUCGUAUGGAAGAUCUUGUUGUUGAUGUAACAGAACGAAUAUUAAAACAUCCAGAAGGAGGUCCACUUUUAUAUGAAAAUAUUAAACCAUUAAAAAGACCGUUGAAACGAAUGAAUUAUAGUGAAGGUAUUGAAUAUUUGAAAAAACAUGAUAUACGUAAUGAAGAAGGUGAAUUUUAUAAAUUUGGCGAUGAUAUUCCUGAAGCACCAGAACGUAAAAUGACUGAUGAAAUUAAUGAACCAAUAUUAUUUUGUCGCUUUCCAGCUGAAAUUAAAUCAUUUUAUAUGCAACGUGAUCCUAGUGAUAAUCGUUUAACUGAAUCGUGUGAUUUAUUAAUGCCUGGUGUUGGUGAAAUUAUUGGUGGUUCAAUGAGAAUGAUUAGUUAUGAACAAUUAACGGAAAGUUUUAGAAGAAAUGGUCUUCAACUGGAGCCAUAUUACUGGUAUCUU